AACCCUCCUCCGCCUCCUCUUCUUCCCCCGGCUGUGUUGUGAUAAGCCGCUGCGUGGAUCCAUCAAAGGCAUCCGAGCAUCCCACUGGAUCACUGAGUAAAGGAGGAGUAAGGGUGGGCUUCAAUCCCCCUCUUCACUCGCGCUCUCUCUCCUUCUUCUGCUGCCCCAGCACCUGAGUUUGUGCAGUGUUUUAGCUCCACAUCCUCCAGGCGAACCUCAGCGGCGCGAGAGAGCCGAGCGAGGCGCGGCUGAAGCGGCUACGAGCAACGGCGUGUCCCCCGCCCCACAGAGAGCCUCUGGAGGGGUUUGGAUAUUUUCCCUUUUUUGUCGUUGUUGUUGUUGUUGUUUAUCGAGUCGGAUAAGUUACGGUGGGACUUAAAAAUGCAGGCUUUCUUCCGUCAUUUUCUCCGUUCCGUACCAUCUGGCUAUCGGCUCGCCGCGGCGUGCUGACGCCGGAGAAGGAGGGCGAAGAGCGGCUUGGCGACGAGGAGGACGCGCCCCCCCACCACCCCUUUCCGUGAGCUCUGAUGCUACAGCUGGAUUCAUAUAAUCGUGGAGGGAUUAUACACCGAUGAGAGUUUGUUAUUGAUAAUUGUGCGUGUGUGUGUGUUUUUGUGUGUGUGCGUGCGCGUGCAUCAUGCAUCUGCACACAACUUUGUCCACGUCUUCUCUGGUUCUGUUUUAUUAAGACAAGACAGAGAGAAGCUUGCAAGAAACAAACAAACAAACAAACAAAAACAAAACAAAAAAACGCCGGUAGCAUGCACCAGAGACGCUGCAGCCCGUCACUAAAGAGAGCCCGGGGCGGUGGGCUUGUGUUGCCAGCUCAUUGCUAAAAAAGCUCAAGUGUUGCCUGGAAGCCAGGCCUUGCGCACAACCAACCAGCUGUGUGGUGAGAAAGAAAGAAAAAAAACAAACAUCUGAAGACUCCCAAACAGAAGAAGAACAAGUUGAAGCAGAUGGUGUUCCGAAAGUUGCCCGGCGUGUCUGCGUCAGGCAUGGGGCUGCGUCUGUCGCAGAAGUUCGUCUUCUUGCUCUUCCUGUCAGGCCUGGUGACCCUUUGCUUCGGGGCGCUCUUCUUCCUGCCCGACUCGGUGAGGCUGAAGCGCAUCUUCCUGUCCAAGAGCGAGAGCCAGCCGGCGACAGCGGCGGGUUCCGGCAUGGCGGAAAACGAUGCAGGCGAGCGCCCCAAGCGGCCCCGAGAGCAGGACCGCCCGCGGGGGGUGACCUCCACCAAGGGGGAGAGCGGGGUCGUCGUGGCGGUCGGCGGCGGGACGGGCGGCCGGGGCGGCGGCGGAGGAGGAGGCCUCGCCAGGUUUAAGGGUCUCGCCCGAAAGAUGCCCCCGUCCUACGAGGCCACCGAGGAACGUCUGGCCGGCGAGAAGGCGCAGGAGGACCAGACCCCGGGGUCAGAGAAAGCUUCCUUGCUCGACUCGGGCGCCGCUUUCACCUACAAGAAGUUCCGCAGGUGUCUGCUCAAGCCGCCCCUCGGGAAGGAUGGCGGCAAGCCCGGCGACCCAGAGACCAACGAGCGGCGGGAGAAAGUCAAAGAGAUGAUGAAAUUUGCCUGGGACAACUACAAGCAGUAUGCCUGGGGCAAGAAUGAGCUUAGGCCUUUAACCAAGAAUGGGCACAUUGGCAACAUGUUUGGUGGCCUGAGGGGAGCAUCCAUCAUCGACUCGCUGGACACACUCUACAUUAUGGGACUGUUGGACGAGUACAACGACGCUAAAGAGUGGGUUAGGAGCAGCCUGGACCUAACCUCGAAUGGCGAAGCGUCGCUCUUUGAGGUGAACAUCCGUUACGUCGGCGGGCUGCUGUCGGCGUACUAUCUGACGGGAGAGGAGCUAUUCAAGACUAAAGUGCUGGAGUUGGGCGCCAAGUUGCUCCCGGCCUUCAACACGCCGACGGGGAUCCCACGAGGAGUCAUCAAUCUGGGGAGCAGUGGCAGCAGUUGGAGUUGGGGCUGGGCGUCGGCCGGGAGCAGCAUCCUGGCCGAGUUCGGGACCCUGCACCUCGAAUUCGUCCACCUCAGCGAGCUCUCCGGCGACCCAGUCUACACCGAGAAGGUGAUAAACAUCAGGAAGCUGCUGAAUAAGAUUGAGAAGCCUCAAGGCCUGUACCCCAACUUCCUCAGCCCAGUCAGCGGAAACUGGGUCCAACAUCACGUGUCCAUCGGUGGACUGGGUGACAGUUUCUACGAGUACCUCAUCAAGUCAUACCUGAUGUCUGACAAGAUGGACGAGGACGCCAAGAACAUGUACUACAACGCUCUGGAGGCCAUCGAAAGCAACCUGGUACAGAAGUCACCCGGUGGCCUGACCUACAUGGCCGAGUGGCGAGGGGGCAUCCUGGACCACAAGAUGGGCCACCUGGCCUGCUUCUCCGGGGGGAUGAUCGGCAUCGGCGCAGACGACGGCGCACCCGACAAGCGGCAGCACUACUUGGACCUGGCCGCCGAGGUCACUCACACCUGCCACGAGAGCUACGACCGCUCGGCCACCAAACUGGGACCCGAAGCGUUCCGUUUCGACAGCGGCGCCGAGGCCACGGCGACCCGGCUGAGCGACAGAUACUACAUUCUCAGACCCGAGGUCAUCGAGAGCUACAUGUACAUGUGGAGGCUCACCCAUGACCCCAAGUACAGGGAGUGGGGAUGGGAAGCUGUGGAGGCACUGGAAAGGCACUGCCGAGUGGAGUCGGGCUUCUCGGGGAUUCGCGACGUUUACACGUUGAGCGACAGCCACGACAACAUGCAGCAGAGCUUCUUCCUCUCUGAGACCCUCAAAUAUCUGUAUCUUCUGUUCUCCGACGAUGACCUCCUGCCCCCAGAGGACUGGGUCUUCAACACGGAGGCCCACCCUCUGCCCGUGGUCCGCAAGAACUGCCUGCAGGACCCGUCAUCCACCGCGCAAGACAAUACCAAGCUCUCCGGAUGAACGCCAACCCUGUCGAGACCCUCAGCCAGCGUUUGCAUCCAUCUGACGAUGCAGCGCCAAGGAAUGCGUUCAAGUUCCUUUUCAAUAAAGGGCGUCGUGGUUUCUUCACGCUGUGAUUGUAUAUUCUAUCUUCUAUCUUUUUCAUUUUUCAUUUUUUGGGGCGGACAAUCAAAGACAAAACUUUUGCGGACACUUUUUCUUUCCUCUGUGAGGAAAAAUGAACUCAACAUUGUCAGGAAAACCACUUUGAGAUUGUCGUUUUUUUUUUAAAGAAAUGAUUUCGCUUCACUGACCAAAGGUUUUCUUUCUCCCCACCACCUGCCUGCAGUCACGUCUUUGCUAUAAUAAGCAACGAAUUGUAAUAAUAUGUACUGAUAGCUCCAGAAUAUUCCAUUGAUGUCAUGUUUCUUGCUGAAACUUUCUUAAGAAUCACAUCAGGAAAGUGUCUUAUGCAUCCUGGGACCAUUGUAAAAAAAAAAAAAAAAAAAAAAAAAAAAAAAAAAUUACAAAAAAGGACACUUAGUUUUUGUUUUUUGGCUUUUUUUUUUUUUUUUACUCACAGCCUUUCAGAUAAUGGAUACCAAGCUCAAAUGUGUUUUCCCGUUCCUGUUCAGUUUCUUUCCGCCAACACUGAUUUUUGUUGGUUUUAUCAGUACUGUACAGAAAACAAUAAUAAUUUCUUCCUUUUUUUUGGUGAUAUCUCUAUUCUUCUUUUCAGUCGAUUUGCUUCCCUCAGGUGUUUCUGUAAGAAAAAAAGGAGGAAAACUAACGUUUAAAAAAAAAAGUAUUAAGAUUUUAAGUCUACUUUUUGAGGAUAUUUGAAUUCUUAUUAUUAUGACUUAUUAAUUGUUUGUUUUAACUUUGGUUGUUGAGUAUUUUCAAAUACUGGUUUAAAAAAAUAAAUAAGAGCUGUGCAACUUUG
This is a messenger RNA of Phyllopteryx taeniolatus (common seadragon), 3861 nucleotides long. RefSeq names its product mannosyl-oligosaccharide 1,2-alpha-mannosidase IC. The transcript has 12 exons. Gene Ontology annotation, cellular component: extracellular exosome; endoplasmic reticulum; Golgi membrane. Gene Ontology annotation, biological process: N-glycan processing; carbohydrate metabolic process. Gene Ontology annotation, molecular function: calcium ion binding; mannosyl-oligosaccharide 1,2-alpha-mannosidase activity. Bases 960 to 2939 code for a protein of 659 amino acids. NCBI's taxonomy places the organism in Eukaryota, Metazoa, Chordata, Actinopteri, Syngnathiformes, Syngnathidae. The record is from RefSeq and is a predicted model, not a curated record.